AGGGCAACGACAACACCAAACGGAACCCCAAAUAUACAGUCAAGAUGCCUCAAGCUCAGCCAGAGCUCAAGAAGUACCUCGAUAAAAGGCUCUUUGUGCAGCUGAACGGAAGCCGGAAGGUUAUUGGUGUUCUGCGAGGUUACGAUGUCUUCUUGAACAUUGUGCUGGAUGACGCAGUUGAGGAGAAGGACGGCGGUGAGAAGGUCAGAUUAGGGAUGGUGGUCAUUCGAGGCAAUUCCGUUGUUAUGCUCGAGGCGUUGGAAAGAAUAGGAGGCGGCAGAGAUGAGAGAUGAGACACAAAUGCUCUACGUCGAAGCAGUUAAGGUACCUGGAAAGACUAUGCAGGGAAAAGUUACAUGGCGUUUGCGAGGCUUUAUAAAAUACCACUUUAACGUAUGGAAGGGCAAUGGAUGAUCUGCCAGAAGGACUAUAAUUACUUCAACUGCUCCCAAUACUUUUCCUCGAACCCUUCCAUCAUUGAUCCUCCAAAAUCCUUCACCCAUUUCUUAAUACCACCCUCGAGCACCAAGACCUUCAGAUCAGUUUUCCGUCCGAACUUUGCAAUGUCAUCUAUGUAAUCCUGCAUCCAGCUAGCACAGCGUGGUCCACGUCCUGAAGAGGAGCCUAAUUUGAUUCAACUUAGUUCUUUAGUACUCUGUACUAA
Messenger RNA from Amorphotheca resinae ATCC 22711, 664 nucleotides. RefSeq lists its product as hypothetical. Gene Ontology annotation, biological process: mRNA splicing, via spliceosome; spliceosomal snRNP assembly. The record is from RefSeq and is a predicted model, not a curated record. NCBI's taxonomy places the organism in Eukaryota, Fungi, Ascomycota, Leotiomycetes, Helotiales, Amorphothecaceae. Gene Ontology annotation, molecular function: RNA binding. Gene Ontology annotation, cellular component: catalytic step 2 spliceosome; SMN-Sm protein complex; U12-type spliceosomal complex. Bases 45 to 293 code for a protein of 82 amino acids. The transcript is spliced from 4 exons.